AACUUGGAGGCGAGCGUACAGCCUGGAGGUGCUGCUGCAAUGGCCGAAGCACCGGCGCUGCCUCUUUCUCCCUCUGACAAUGGGCUGUUGUCCCCGCCCCCUGACCUCUGUGCGGCAUGUGGCCACAGUCACCAGCUGGAGGAGAACCACGAGUACCUCUACAGAGACGAGGUGGACGAUGACAUCGUUUGUCACAUCUGCCUGCAGCCGCUCAUCCGGCCCCUGGACACGCCCUGCGGACACACCUACUGCCAGGAGUGUCUCACCAGCUUCCUGCUGGAGAGCGACUUCUGCCCCGUGUGCCGCGCGGCGCUCAUGCUGCAGAGCUGCAGGAAGCCCAGCCUGCUGGUGCACAAACUGCUGGACAAGCUGAUGGUGGCUUGUCCAUUCACUGAGCAUUGUACUGAGGUCGUGCCCCGAUGUGAACUGGAAGCCCACAUCAAGAGCAGGUGUAAAGGGGCCUCUCACUAUGGGCUCUCCGCCGACAGGAAGCGCCGCUCGCAGGAGGGCGAAUGCACCGACAGCACAUCGGAGCUCACCAUCGCCACGCUGCCCAACGAUGGCCCCACCUCCGCCGCUGUGGCCCUCCUGUCUGAUGACCCGGGUCUGGUUAACCCCGCCUUCGACCCCAGCAUGGAGGAGAACAGCCAGUCAGGCAGCACGACCAGCCUGGCCGCCCGCAGCAGCUCCAAGAAGAUCAGAAAUUUUGACCGAUCUUCUGUGAGGAGCCGCUCCUUCAGGAGGUUGAACCGGGCGUUCAGUGUCCUGCGGAGGACCAAGAGUGGCAACGCAGUGAGCAAUGAGACGUCUGAGGAGAGAGACAAUGCCAGGAAUUCCACUGGAAUUCCACAGGAAGUGCUGGCUCUUCCUCAGCUCCAUCACCUGAUCCCGGAUGGAGAACUUACCAGUAUUAAGAUUACACGGAUGGAUCCCUCAGAUCCGCUGGCCAUCAGCACCGUCGGCGGCAAUGAGACCCCCUUGGUUCGCGUCCUCAUCCAGGAUAUCUACAGAGAAGGUGUCAUUGCACGGGACGGACGUUUGCUACCCGGGGACAUGAUCCUGAAGGUAAAUGGCAUCGACAUCAGCAAUGUACCCCACUGCUACGCCGUGGCGACCCUCAAACAGCCUUGCCAACUCCUCCGCCUCACCGUGCUCCGAGAGCAGCGCCAUCGCUACCGCUCACACUCACACAGCCACCUGCAUGGGCACGGCCACGAUGGCGCGGGGGGUCACCCAUCUCACGGAAUACCCCAGAGGGAUGACGGCAUCCAUGUGGUCCUGAAUAAAAGCACUCCAGAGGAGCAGCUGGGCAUUAAGCUAGUGAGGCGGCCAGAGGAGCACGGAGUCUUCAUCUUUCACCUGCUGGAGGGCGGCCUGGCAGCUCGGGACGGACAGUUGUGUGUCGGUGACCGCGUGCUGGCCAUCAACGGGCACGAUCUGCGUUAUGGAGCACCAGAACACGCUGCUCUGCUUAUCCAGGCAAGCGAGGAGGGUGUCCACUUCAUCGUGUCUCGUCAGAUCUGCCUACCAACACCAGACAUCUUACAAGAAGCUCCGUGGGGCAUGGAUGGUCCCCCACCAUAUUCCCCUGUGGAUAUCGAGCAAACACUACUGGACUCUUGCCAGAAGCCCGCGUGCUACGAGAAGACAGUGACUCUGACUAAGGAACCGUACGACUCCCUGGGGAUGACGGUGGCAGGGGGCAUGUCCAGCCGAGGGUGGGACCUCCCCAUCUACGUCACCAACGUGGACUCAGAUGGAGUGGUGGGACAGGAGGGCUCCAUUCGAAAAGGUGACAUCUUGCUAAACGUGAACGGCGUGGAUUUGACGGGGGUGACGCGAGGCAAGGCCGUGGCCAACUUGAAAAACACCACCUCUCCUGUCGUGCUCAAGGUCUUGGAGAUGCGUCCCCCUGAGGAGAGCCUGCCGGAGUGCACGUUGCCGCCCUGCCUCACACCCUCACCCACAGAUAGCACCAAGAGCAUGGUGCCCAAUGACGACUACUCCCCACUGUGGGUGUCAUGGCUGCAGCUACCCAGGCAUCUCUACUGCUGCAAAGACAUCAUCCUGCGGCGGAGCACUUCGGGCAGCCUGGGCUUUAGUAUCGUUGGAGGUCAGGAGGAGGUCAACUGCAAUCAAUCCUUUUUUAUCCGCUCCAUCGUGGAGGGGACGCCAGCCUACAAUGACGGCAGGAUAAGGUGCGGGGACAUCUUACUGGAGGUGAACGGGAAGAGCACGUGGGGGAUGACCCACACAGCGUUGGUGCGCCUCCUGAAGGAGCUGAGGGGCAGGAUCACCCUGACCAUCGUCUCCUGGCCAGGCAGCCUGCUGUAGCGGCCCUCCGAGCACUGACCAAGGAAUCUGGAAGGCAGAGCUUUAGACUGGUCGACCACCAUAAGCUUGCUGUGUGGGAGAAGCUUAGAAUAGUGCUGUAGCUCUACGGAUAUCUCACAAUCUGAACGGACAGCUGAGACUUUGCCAGGAGUUUGAAAGGGGGACAAAACAAAAAGACUGGAUUGUUACCAGAGGUUAACUUGUCCCUCGGAGAACGCUGGACCGGGAGAAUCCAGGCCUGAGGCUCCUCUAACAAGGAUGUGGGGUGUUAUCUGUUUAGGGGACAUUUGACAUUCUCUGGCACAUCACCCAGCGAGUGUGGGUGGAUCAAGAGAAGACACAACACAUUGCCAAUUCCAGUAGUUAUAUAUUAGGGUAUGCGUUAAGUUGGACUCACAUUUCUUGACUGUAAAUGUUGGGUGUCUAUAAAAGUACUGAUCCAAGCACUUGUAAUACGUUUAUUUUGGUUUGUUUGUGGUAUGGCCUUUAAAUACAGGCUCCAUUCUGUUUGUACUGACAGUGGUUGUCAUCAUCUGUUGACCUGAGGACACGUUACCAAGUAGUCGUCAGUGUUGAGUUUUUUUUUUAAUUUUAUUUCAAAAGCUAUGGCUAAUUUAUCAAACCACUGGCAAAGAAAAUAAAAAUAAACAAAUGAUCAAUGUGUUCAUAACAUGUAAAAAAAAAUAAUUGACAUUGUGGAGGCCUUACUUAUUUUCUUACUUUUAAGAAAAAGAGCUGACUUGGUUUCUGUGUAUCAGUGGAUGGUCUGAGGUCCGUCUACUGUGGUUCUAUGUGUCACGCUUCGGCCUGUGUAAUA
Molecule: messenger RNA, 3151 nt
Organism: Limanda limanda (common dab)
Lineage: Eukaryota; Metazoa; Chordata; Actinopteri; Pleuronectiformes; Pleuronectidae
Gene: lnx1
Product: ligand of numb-protein X 1
Exons: 10
Coding region: 40-2334 (764 amino acids)
Biological process (GO): ubiquitin-dependent protein catabolic process
Cellular component (GO): cytoplasm
Molecular function (GO): metal ion binding; protein binding; ubiquitin-protein transferase activity
Source: RefSeq, a predicted model, not a curated record